Molecule: messenger RNA, 1513 nt
Organism: Dimorphilus gyrociliatus
Lineage: Eukaryota; Metazoa; Annelida; Polychaeta; Dinophilidae
Source: the annotation of a GenBank genome assembly
AUAUACUGGAAACAAAGUUUAGACGGGAACAACAAAAUACAUUUCAGAGCGAAGGUAUUAAAUAUCUUGAAAAAUGACUACUGACUCCCAGUCCCUCAGCUUGGAAUUAACAACUGCUCAAACAAGUUAUCAAUGUACAUUAUUUGGAGGAAAUCAACACAAAUGUAACACUGUAAUUGGUAUAAAAAAGGCGACAGCACUACUAUCCCUGUUAGGAAGUAUCUUUGUAAUAUGUACAAUAAUCCUCUUUGGAUAUUAUAAAGUAUUUGUCCAACGUUUACUUCUCUAUCUUAGUAUAUCUGGUGUUUUGUUAUCAAUAUCGUAUCUUGUGGGUGGUAUGUAUCCGGAAGGUAAUCUUUGUAAUUUUCAAGCUUGGAUGAUGACUUGCUUCGAAUGGUCAGUUCUCCUCUGGGUUUGCUUAAUAACUUUGAUAUUAUACAAGACAGUAGUUUCAUUGACUUCCAUGGAGAAAUGGGAAUUGUUAUUUUGCUGUAUUGGUUGGAUAUUUCCUUUUGUUAUUGCUUGUAUUCCACUAAUAGCAAAAGCUUAUGGUCAAGCUGGAAUUUGGUGGUCGAACAAAACAUGGGAAGGUACCUAUGAUCCUGAUGCCGAGAGGAGAAAGAAAUUCUUAAAAGACGAAGUGAAACCACUAAUGGCCUAUCCAUUUAUAUAUCUAGUACUAUCCAUUUUUCCUUUGAUUAACAGAAUUCAGAAUGCAAUCAGCAACGAACCAGUGUUUGCUCUAAUGGUUUUAACUUCCUUAACAUCUCCUUUGUAUGGAGCUAUUUAUGCAGUUGUCUUUGGGGUAACUGACGACCUAAGAAAAAGACUAACUUGGUCAGGAAUUAAGUUUGUACAAAAAGACUUACAACCAUCAAAGAAAACAAGAAGAGAUACUACUCAAGAUUUAAUGGAUAAUUUAAAAAUUCCUACAAGAUCAGAAUCUAAAGGAAAUUCAGCGUCAAUAGCAGAAAAUUACAAAUAUAACGAUAAUAGUGACAAGAGCGAUAAUGAAAAUAUUGAAUUAACAAGCAACGCUGAUGGAGAUAAGCAGAUUAAUAUACAACUUAAUGGAUUAUUAAAUAAUUCACAUAUACCAUCCAUUCAACCAAAUGAAGCUUCUUCUAAAACUGAACUAGAUUCUAAUUAUGAAUGUUUUGACUACAAAAAAGCCGAUAAAAAAGAAGAAGUUGAUCUUUUAGAUAAGAGAUUAUCCAUUGACAAACUAUUUAAGAGUAAACUGAGGGAAUAUUUAGCGAGGCAGGGAGGAAAUGAGGCCAGGCAUAUUGUUUAUAGAGUUAUGAAAGCAAUAGGAAACAAAUCGGCUUGGUGUCAGUUCAACUGGGAAGGCUCUAGAGGAAUAAAGAAAGGGAUAAAAUCUUUACCAUCUCUUUUGAAAGUUAUAGAAGAUGCUAGUCUAGAAUCGGGAAACAAUGCGAAACCAAAGCAAUAUUUAACAAUUGAAGAAAUAGAAGGGUACAUCAAGCAAUUUCUCAGGUUUAAGACUCGCUAA